Peromyscus leucopus (white-footed mouse) is the source of this 936-nucleotide messenger RNA. Its product is annotated as vomeronasal type-1 receptor 4-like. Gene Ontology annotation, cellular component: membrane. Gene Ontology annotation, molecular function: pheromone receptor activity. The record is from RefSeq and is a predicted model, not a curated record. NCBI's taxonomy places the organism in Eukaryota, Metazoa, Chordata, Mammalia, Rodentia, Cricetidae. The transcript has a single exon. Bases 1 to 936 code for a protein of 311 amino acids. Gene Ontology annotation, biological process: G protein-coupled receptor signaling pathway.
AUGUGGGAUGAUAUAAUAGACUCCAGGAACUUGGCAAUAGCAAUAGUCCUCUCACUACAGAGUGCACUUGGAAUACUGGAAAACAUAUCUUUUCUUAUCUACUAUCUAUUCAUUUACUACAAUGAACACACCUUAAGGACUGUAGACUUAAUUCUUAUACAUGUCUUCACAGCCAACUCCUUGAUCAUUCUCUCUACAGGAGUGCCCCAGAUAAUGAGAACUUUUGGGCAGAAAUUGUUCUUCAAUGAUGUUGGAUGCAAACUUAUUUUAUAUGCUUUUAGACUUGGCAGGAGCAUGUCCAUCAGUACCACCUGCCUCUUGAGUGUCUUCCAGGCCAUCACUAUCAGCCCUAGUGAUGCCUAUUGUAAAGAUCUUAAAAUCAAAAUACCGAAAUAUGUUUGCCUAUCCAUUUUUAUCUUCUGGAUCCCCUAUAUGGUAGUAAAUAUGAUUUUCCCCAUAUAUAUGUCUGCCAAAACAAACAGCAAAAAUAAUACACAAAAGAGAGAUUCUGAAUUCUGCUUCUCUAUAGGUCAUGACAAAAUAGUACAUUCACUGUACACAGCAUUUUGGGCAUUCCCUGAAGUUGUAUUUUCUAUGCUCAUUGUAUGUUCCAGCAUCUUCAUGAUUGUCAUACUUUAUGGACACAAGAAAAGGGUUCAACACAUCCUCAGCACUCGUAUAUCCCCCAGAAUCUCCCCUGAAUCUAGAGCUACACAGACCAUCCUUGUCUUGGUUUGCACCUUUCUAGCUUUUAAUACCCUCUCCUCCAUUUUACAAGGUUACAUUGUUCUUUCUCAUAAUGCCAGUUGGUGGCUAAUGAAUAUCACAGUCAUCAUUUCUAUUUCUUUUCCUACUUUAAGCCCCUUUGUGAUAAGUCAUAGUUCCAUUAUUUCCAGAUUUUGGUUUUUCUGGAUAAGGAGUAUAAAAAUGAAAUAA